This is a messenger RNA of Stegodyphus dumicola, 1642 nucleotides long. It is a transcript of the gene UQCR-C1, whose product is annotated as Ubiquinol-cytochrome c reductase core protein 1. Gene Ontology annotation, molecular function: metalloendopeptidase activity; metal ion binding. Gene Ontology annotation, cellular component: mitochondrion. The record is from RefSeq and is a predicted model, not a curated record. Lineage: Eukaryota; Metazoa; Arthropoda; Arachnida; Araneae; Eresidae.
ACUGAUAACACCUACGCUAAUUCAAAUAAAACGCGAAACGCUGGCGAGAAAUUACAAUAGGUUUACCAUCAUUUGUUGGCGAUAAAAAGAAACGGCGCAUGCGCAGUUCGUUCAAAAGAUUUUCUCAUAGGGAGCCGUUCACAGCCAUCCCUGUUUUGAGCCGCUAGUUGUGAAUUGGUGACUGACGAAACGUGUUUCAAAUUAAAAUGUUAUUCCGAAAUAUUUUUCAGAUUGCGAAGAUCGCGCGCAGAACAGGAUCAGCUUGCGCAAGAGUUUCUGAAAAAAUUUUAAAUGUUCCAGAAACUAAAGUAAGCCAGCUGUCUAAUGGAUUACGAAUUGCCACCGAAGAUUCGGGUAUUCCAACAUGUACUGUAGGACUAUGGAUAGAUGCUGGUAGCCGACAUGAGAGUGAGUACAACAAUGGUGUUGCCCAUUUCCUUGAACACAUGGCUUUCAAAGGAACUUCCAAAAGAUCUCAGACUGCUUUAGAAUUAGAAGUUGAAAACAUGGGUGCUCAUUUAAAUGCAUGCACAUCAAGAGAACAAACAAUUUUCCAGGCUAAAUGUUUAACAAAAGAUGUUGGUAGAGCCAUAGAUAUUCUUUCGGAUAUUAUUCAAAGUAGUAAGUAUGGUGAAUCUGAAAUAGAAGUUGAAAGAGGUGUUAUAUUGAGAGAAAUGCAAGAAAUUGAAAUGAAUUUGCAAGAGUUGGUUUUUGAUCAUCUUCAUGCAGCUGCAUUUCAGAACACACCUUUAGGACGUACAAUCCUUGGUCCUAUAGAAAACAUAAAAAGUAUAUCGCGUAAAGAUCUAGUAGAAUUUAAAACCAAUCAUUAUGUUGCAUCAAAAAUGGUAUUGACUGGUGCAGGUGGUGUCAGCCAUGAAAAAUUAGUGAAGUUAGCCGAGGAUUAUUUUGGCUCUUUGAAAAGUCAUGGUUCUGAUGAUCCCAUCACUUCGAAAUCUUGCACGUUUACCGGUACUGAAUCUCGUUUAUGUGAUGAAGCGAUGCCUCUUGUACAUGCUGCUCUUGCUGUGGAAGGCUGUGGUUGGACGAAUCCUGAAAGUAUACCUUUACUGAUUGCCAAUAUAUUAAUUGGCAAUUGGGAUAGGUCUCAUGGAAGUGGUGGAAAUAUUUAUAGCAAGUUAGCAUAUGAUGUAGGUUCAAAAAAUUUGUGCCAUAGUUUUCUUUCCUUUAAUACAUGUUAUAAAGAUACUGGAUUGUGGGGAAUCUAUUUAGUUUGUGAUAGUAAAUCUCUAAAUGAUAUGAUAUUUUCUGUGCAAGAAGAAUGGCAUCGUAUUUGUACAUCAGUGACUGAGGCAGAAGUACAGAGAGCUAAAAAUUUAUUAAUGACUAAUGCAUUGCUUUUGUUAGAUGGUUCAACACCAAUAUUUGAAGAUAUUGGCCGUCAGAUGUUAAAUUAUAGUCGCCGAAUACCAGUGUCGGAAAUGGAAGCACGUAUUGAAAUGAUAAAUGCUGAUGUUGUAAGAGAAGUAUGUUCUAAAUAUUUGAAAAAUAAACUACCAACUAUAGCAGCAAUAGGACCUAUUUCAAAGCUGAUUGACUAUGAAACUUUGAAAAGAGGAAUGUAUUAAAUUUUAACUAGAUCACAGUAAAAGGUAUUGAAAGUUAUAAGAUUACUUAUAAA